Messenger RNA from Microdochium trichocladiopsis, 1253 nucleotides. RefSeq names its product haloacid dehalogenase. Lineage: Eukaryota; Fungi; Ascomycota; Sordariomycetes; Xylariales; Microdochiaceae. The transcript is spliced from 2 exons. The coding region runs from base 124 to 867 and encodes 247 amino acids. The record is from RefSeq and is a predicted model, not a curated record.
CCAGAACAGUGCAAUACUGCUUUCUCGGGUUGCAGAAUAUAUCGACGACCUACGGCAGACCUCCUUUUUCGUGCAUGAGCGCCACCGCUUCGCAUUGAGAUUCUCCCGAGGCUUACUCCCAUCAUGACAAAGUCCAUCUGUUUCGACGUGAUCGGCACCUGCUUCGACUUCGCAGGCCCCAUUGCCGCCAUCCGCGACCGGCUCGGCGACAAACUGCCCACGGCGAGGCGCGAUCCGACCACCCUGUUCUUCUCCUGGUUCUACGCGGCCCAGCGCGACUUUACGUACAUCUCGCUCGCCGGCGCCUACAAGCCGAUCGCAGAGGUGCUCAAGCACACGCUGCGCCGGGCGUGUCUGAUUGUCGCGGACGAGCACACCCUCCAGGGGCAGGGCGGUGCCGCUGCCGCUACCGCUGCGAGGCAACUCGUCAGCGACGAGGAUGGGCUCAAGGACUGCUUCGACGGGCUGAGAGGAGCGGGAUGGGACGUUUAUGCCGUCACGAAUGGCGGGGUCGAGACGUCGCUGGGGUAUUAUCGUGAUGCUCGGAUCGCGCUGGACCGGGAGCACCUGCUGUCCUGCGACGACUUGAAGGUCGCCAAGCCGGACGUGAGGGUCUAUCAGCGCGCGAAGGACCAUCUCGCGAGGCAGCAAAGGGGGCCGAGCAAUGGCGGUGCACAGCGAGAGAAUGGAGAGAGGUGGUUUGUCGCGGCGCAUGCGUGGGAUCUGAUUGCCGCAAGGGCUGCCGGCUUCAAGACGGCUUAUCUCGACUUCGAGGAGCACGACCCGGCCACGGCGGUGUUUGGCGAGUUUGACGUUUAUGCGAAGGACAUGCGGGAACUGCUGCAAAAGAUGGAGCAGUUCAGCUAAGGUGCAGAAGCAGCGCGAAAUCCCGCCUGUUUAAGCUUUCAGACAUGACAGGACUGCAGGCACUUGAUCGAACAUGAAAAGGACUCGACUCAAAUGACACUUGCGGAUAUACUAAACACGUAGCACUCAGUAUGUGUUAAGGUUGUCUCGUCACAUCACGUCACAUCAUAGGAGAAAAGUAGUCGCUCUGUUUUAUUUGGACGCUGUAUUAGCCUGAUUGAUGAAGUAAAGGGUUUUCAAGACAUUAUCGCCUAUCUAACCGCAGGUGGCCGGAUCAUGGCAGCUGAGUCUAGAAUGCAGAUCAGGUUGUGGAUUCCCAGGACAGUAACCCCGAAAUCUACUUGUUGGCUGAUAUUGGAGGCUGAAAAUCGAUGCUCCGUUCGGAC